Camelus dromedarius (Arabian camel) is the source of this 5556-nucleotide messenger RNA. RefSeq names its product protein kinase AMP-activated non-catalytic subunit beta 2 (gene PRKAB2). The record is from RefSeq and is a predicted model, not a curated record. Bases 244 to 1062 code for a protein of 272 amino acids. NCBI's taxonomy places the organism in Eukaryota, Metazoa, Chordata, Mammalia, Artiodactyla, Camelidae. Gene Ontology annotation, biological process: signal transduction. Gene Ontology annotation, molecular function: protein kinase binding. Gene Ontology annotation, cellular component: cytoplasm; nucleus; nucleotide-activated protein kinase complex. The transcript is spliced from 8 exons.
CGGGCGCCGCCGCGGCUGAGCCCUGGGAGCGAGCGCGGGGCGGGCCCCGCGCCGCCGGCCUUGUAGCCAUUUUAGGAGGAAACCCGGCUCGCUAGCCUGGGGCGCGGCUUCAAUUUCAAUAACUUUAUUAGUGGCCUCAUCCGCAGAACAGCUAUCGCACCAGUGGCCCCGGGAGGAGGGAGAGCAUCGCGGGAGCCCGGUGUUUUUCCCCACGGCAGGUGGCCCCCGACCCGAGCUGCAAUCAUGGGAAACACCACUAGCGACCGAGUGGCCGGGGAGCGCCACGGCGCCAAGGCUGCACGAGCCGAGGGCGCCGGCGGCCAUGCCCCGGGCAAGGAGCAUAAGAUCAUGGUGGGGAGCACGGACGACCCCAGCGUCUUCAGCCUGCCGGACUCCAAGCUCCCUGGGGACAAAGAGUUUGUAUCAUGGCAACAGGAUUUGGAGGACUCCGUAAAGCCCACACAGCAGGCCCGGCCCACUGUUAUCCGCUGGUCUGAAGGAGGCAAGGAGGUCUUCAUCUCUGGGUCCUUCAACAAUUGGAGCACCAAGAUUCCACUGAUUAAGAGCCAUAAUGACUUUGUUGCCAUCCUGGACCUCCCUGAGGGAGAGCACCAGUACAAGUUCUUUGUGGACGGACAGUGGGUUCAUGAUCCAUCAGAGCCUGUGGUUACCAGUCAGCUUGGCACAAUUAACAAUUUGAUCCAUGUCAAGAAAUCUGACUUUGAGGUGUUUGAUGCUUUAAAGCUAGAUUCAAUGGAAAGCUCAGAGACAUCUUGUCGAGACCUUUCCAGCUCACCCCCAGGGCCUUAUGGUCAAGAAAUGUAUGUAUUUCGAUCAGAGGAGAGAUUCAAAUCCCCACCAAUCCUGCCUCCUCACCUUCUCCAAGUUAUUCUUAACAAGGACACUAAUAUAUCUUGUGACCCAGCCUUGCUCCCCGAGCCCAAUCAUGUUAUGCUGAACCAUCUUUAUGCAUUGUCCAUAAAGGACAGUGUGAUGGUCCUUAGCGCAACCCAUCGCUACAAGAAGAAGUAUGUCACUACUCUGCUGUACAAGCCCAUCUGAAGGGAUCCCUUCCCACUUCCCAGGAUCCAGGAGAAGCAUCUCCCUUGCCUUUCUGGACUGGACCAGUCUUACCUGGGACUCCUGGAAGGCUGAUUUGCUUUGAGGCUAAUAUGUGUGUUUCAGUGCCUCUGAGUAGGAUGCUCUGCUUUUGCAUUUGAUUGCAGAUGAGAGCUUUAUGAGUUCAUGGAAUUUAUUUUAAAAAAUAUUUAUAUAUUUACAUAUGAGAGGAAGGUUAAUGGAAGCCUCCUAGCCAGAUAUAUUCUCUCUGCCUGUGGGAACUGACCAAGACCUGUUUGGGAGAGUGGCCGGGAGAACCAUUAUAGGAAGAUUUUUUCCUAAAGUGAAUGAAGAGCAAACUCUCAGGAUCCCUGUUGGGUAGAGAUUCUAUCACUGCUUCCUUGGCUCUCCAAGGGAUGGACUUGUGCCAGACUGCUGCCCUACUGACAGCUGCCUCCUUGCAGGGGCAACUUUUCUUGCAUGGGUUCUCUGUAUUCCCAGAGUAUGUGGCACAAUCUGUAUUUUUUAUAUGAUACCAGAUGCCCCACAAGAACCCUUUUCCUCUCAUUUCACAUUCUUGCGUUGUUAAUCUGGCCCUUCUCUAACACAAAAAUCAGUGGGUAAGUGACCCUUUUCAAAGAUUGUGUGACACCUGACCCACCUCAGACACUAGGACUUCCAGAAAGUCUCCUUUAUAGCCCAGCACAGGCCCAUGACACUUUGUUACCCUUGUUUUAACUUCUACUACAGAAAAUAUGGUUCAAUAUUAUAUGAAAGGCAGAAUGCAGAAAGUCUACUUUCUUGGUUUGGUUUGGUGCCACAGUUUAGGCUGAACUGGCACAUUCCCAUAGGUUUUCCCACCUGGCUUGGCCCUGCUUCCAUGUUUUCUUUCACAGAGCAUACAGCCUGAAGGUAGGAGUGAAACCAGGGAAAACUUUCAUGUCUUUCAUCCUUGGAAGAUUUUAUGUGCCUAUGUUUUUCUUUUAUCAAAAAAUGCCUUUUCAUUGGUCGUAAGAGACUGUAUCGGAGAACUUCAGGCUCUUGAUAAAGAGCUCCCAAUGUUUUCUCCUCUGGUCUAGCCCUCUACAAUUUUACAUUAAUGUGGCUGACUCUGUGUACAUCGUUACAGUAAACACUACUCUAGAUACAGAUCCAUUCAGGCUCGUUUCUUUCACCUAAAAGGAUCCCUCAACUUAAAGAUUCAUUAGGACAAGAAGCAAGAAAGUACCCUUGCUGUUCCCAACCAUGGAAAGUAUCGUCUUCAUGCACUAAGUGUUAACAGAAUCAUUUUGUUUUUCACCUUUUUCCAAAAAACGUUUUUGAUGAUGACGUGGUGUCAGUGAUUUCCAUUUGUGGAGUAAAAAGUAGCUGUUCAAUCCAUCACUGGGGUUUAGAGAUAAAACAUUUUUUUCCAAGUAUCUGUGGCUGUUCAUUACAGAUAAAUGCAGGCCAAACAUUCAAUCCUGGAGGAUGCUAAACUUGAUGCUUGAGAGGCUCCUUGACUGCUAAGAUGAGCCCAGCCACACUGAAAGGGCACCCGUAGAUCAAUUAGCUACCUCCUGUCUUACGCAUGUAAAGCCAAUAACACAGUUGUUUAUGGGGCUGUAGGCCUCUUAGCUCCUGUGUGAGAGGCAAUAGGGCAUGGGGUUGUUGUUUUGCUGUCAGCUGCUCAGUGCUUUGGUGAUUUAUUGCUGAGAGUAAAUACUGCUUUAGCUACUCAAAGCCCCACACUGCAGCAAAAGGCUUUUGUGGAGAAUGUUUUAUAGUCCCAAUCACUUUUAGAAUGGUGUGCAAUUUAAAACAUCCAAGCCAAAUUCUGUUAUAACCAACUCUCAGGAUCUACACUGUCUUCAGUUAUACUAGAAUUUUGUUUUCUCCUAGAAUUUUGUUUUUUCCAAUACCCAUUAAUAAGUGGGCCACUUAGGAAGAUUUAAAAUCUUGGUUGUUACAGGAAGGAUUUUGGUGUACUCAUAUGUCUUGUCAGCAGUACUGAAAUGUAAUCAUUGAUGUGUUCAUGUAUUAAAAUUUCUGUUCCACACAGUUACAUCAGUAGAGUGGGGCAGGAAAAGAGAUUCCUUCAAUUUCUCUCAGGCCAGAGGCUUCUGUGAACUGGGUCUGUCUCCAAUGACAGUAAGUUUUGGUGCUGGUGACCUUCAGAUCUUUCUAAUCUGGAAAUGUGCAGAACAUGUUAGUUUUCCAAAUCCUGAGGUAAUCUCUCAGCUAGAUCUGAAAUGGGAGCCUACCAUCUGGUAUGGAAAGGGACGAGUAAGAGGAACUGGAUGAUGACUCAUUCAGCCCUGUCCCUCCUCUGUGCUGCUGAUACAUCCCAUGGCCUUGAGAAUUCCUAUCAUACUCUCAGUCUGUCCCUAAGAAAGUGUUUUAGAAUGUAUAGAGGGAGGGAGGAAGGUACCCCAAAGUACAGCUCACUCAUUCUCUUAUAUUGGUUAAAGGGAUAGUUUAUUUUCUACAGAAGAACUUCACAGAUUUUGAAAAUGAAUAAAGGCAAAACAACGUUUUUUGGCUUUUUUUUUUUUUUUUUUUUUUUUUUUUUUGGCCUUUAAAAGUUUCACAGUCAAAGAGUAACAAAAUAGCUCUUUGGGAGGGCUGCUCUUAAAGAAGCACAUCAUGGUUUAGUGGUUGUGGAAAAAAGUGAGCUAAGGAGUAACACUAGGAAAAUUAAGGCUUAAGUAACUCAACUAAAAAUACCCUCUUUUAAAAAAAACUAAAUCAGUCAUAACAUACUGUCUUUGGGUCUCAUUGUACAGAAUUUACUGUAUAAAAAAACUUCCGUUUGUCUCUUGUUUCUAUUUUCUGCCCUUUCUUCUAUAUUUUGCUUUAACUGAAUGUGUCAGGCAGGCUUUACCAGGGUCUAAAGUCAAACAUUAUCUAAAACAAAUAUUAGUCAUCUUGCUGGUAAGGAGAACUUCUGUGUCAUGGCUAUUAGCUUGCUUUAAGCUUAGAGUUGAAUAGGAUUUAAUCACCAUAGGCAAAACCCCUGAAGGGCAUACCUGGCGUCAAUAGUGUUGACUUUUUUAAACAAUCCUUAUUAGGUAGAGAAACACUGUAAUAGAAUAAUCCAAGAGAAGUUUCUGACAGGAUCCUACAAGCCCAGGCCCACUCGCUUCACUCCCAAUUAUUUCUAGUCUCUUGUAGACCUAGUGGAUCUGACAUAAAACUUUUAAAAAGUGUUGGUACUCCAUGUAUGCUGCUAAAAUGAAGUUAAGUUAGAAAAGAAGUGUUGCUAGACUGGGUUUAUAUUAAUCUGGGUAUAAAUGAAGGCAACAUAUUAAUGAUAGACUCCUCAGCUUUUAAUUGGGGAAAUAGGGCUUUUAAAAUUUUAGCCUCAACUAAAAAUGAUAUGCAGUAAUCUCUGUGUAUGUUUGAAAUACAUUCUGUUCUCAGAGAUUUCUAAAUCCUCACAUUCUAGUGAUUUGGGGUGGGGGCCUAAGAGCAGAUACACAGUUGGUUCCUGCAUUAUUCUGACUCAUCCUUAAAGCCAAAUUCUUGCUGACUUCUUCUAGGGGGACUGCUGACUCCAGUUACCCAUGGGAUGGAGGACCUGGGAGGGAUAGGAGUUAAGAGUCUUAAAACUCUGGAUCUAGGCAUUUGUCUCUCCUUAAUUAUCAAUCACAAUUAGAGGUUGAAAUGCUGUGAUUUCUGCAAUGAACCCAAACUUUUGGAGUAAAAAGGCCAAAUCUUUUUAAAUUACAAGAAAAAAAGGAAAGGAAGAGAAAAAACAAAAACAAAAAAACUCUAAGAGUCUUACUCAUAAAACUCAGUUCUUAGCAAUAGAAUCCCUCUAGGAUUCAGACUUGGGCUUUGUCUUGAUUUGCUUUUCUCAGUUGUGCUUUGAAAUGAAUAAAUUUUGUUAAAAAUUAAAUUGUGUAUUAGUUCCAACAUUAACUGGAGUUGAAUUGUGUGUAGGCACAGUGCUUCUGGUCAGAAAUACUAAAUGCUCCGAGGAUUUUGUAGUCAGGUUAAAUGGUCAAGGAACAUCUACCAUAAGCAUUAUAUUAUGUAUUGAUCAUCUUAACUUCUUCUCUAUCCCUGUCUAGAGCGCACCUUCCCAGGUGCUGGUUUUAGAACAGUCAGCGCGCACUGAUGUUGAUUAGUCCUAAUCCCCGCAUAGGCCCCAUAUGUGAGACUUGUUUGAAUUUUGGUAAAUUGGAGAGCGUUCGUCAAGAGUCAGAAUACUGAAGUAUUUUGAAUGUUUACAGCUCUGUUAUAAAGGGGGAAUAAAACUGUACUUUGAAAGGAAUUAAAUAUUAUGAGUCCUCCUUUAAAUGGUGCUUUUUGUAACCUUUAGUGCUGAGAUACGGAGCUACUUUUCAGUAUUUCACAAAGGAGUGGCAUACAAGAAUGAGUUUUAAAGCUUUUCUCCAAAUAUAAUUUGUCACUGGACUCUGACAUGUCUGAAAAUUAUGUGAUGUAACACAUAUAAAAAUGUGAGUUUUCUUCAAUAAAACUGUUGAAUAAAAGUAUCAUACAGCAAUAGUA